CAGCAAUAGCAAUAGCAGCAGUGGGCACAGCUAGUCUGACCAAUCUGCUGCUGGCUUCUUGAUGGCGCUUCGGCGCUACCUCUCGCAGACGAUGACAACCUCCGCGCGCAACCACGCCGAUCGAGGUCGGCCUAGAGCCCCCCCUGGCGGAUCGUCGGAACCAUACGUCUGCGUCGUCGCCCUCCUCGUGCGCGCUCAGCCCACACGCCCCCCACUCCCUUCUUCCUCUUCACCCUCUCUUCCUUCUUCGCCGCAUACGACGCUACAGAAGCAAUUGGAGGCAAUCCAGGCGAUUCGCACAAAGCACGACGCGGCGUACGUGCGCUGGGAGCCACACUUGACACUUUUGCCUCCCUUCAUUGUGCCUUUCAUCUCCGUUGCGGCGGCGGCGACGACGACGACGACGACGACGACGAAGAUUGCAGCAGGAGCGGAGGCAGAGGAAGAAGCGGAAGCAGGCGAGACGGAGAGUGUAAAGGACAACGAUGGGAAAGCGGGGAACCAGGAACCACACCGCACGCUCCUAGAGCUCAGUAAACGCAUCGCUCAGGUCCUCGAAGAGUUUGACAGCGAUGCCGUCACUGGAAAGCGAGAAAGAACGGAUCUGGAGCUGGAUCAAGCCGGCUCCUUUCCACUCAGGUACCAUCACUCGGUCCAUCUCUGCCCCUCACCGUCAGCGACGGGCCGCCAGACCCUCCGAUCGAUCCAGUCCGCGCUCGAGGCGGCGCUGCCAGAAACGGUGACCCAUGCUCGCGGAUCUCGGAAGCGCAAGAAGAAAGGGACAAGCGACGACUACAAGCCACAUCUGACAAUUGGACAAGCACAAGGAAGAGAUGAGCUCGACGCGCUCAAAGCACUCGGCCGCCAGGUCCUGUCCGCAGAUGGCGGGUGCGUCAGAGUGCCCAUGGACCGCAUACAGCUCAUGUGCAAGCCCGUCAGUCGCAGCGGCCCGUAUGACAUCUUCCGUGAAUUCGCCAUCUGGCCAAGCUCGAGAAAGUGACUUUCCAUUCGUGGUCCAAAUGUCUGUGUCUACAUCAAAAUAAUCCCUCUGUAAUCAGAGACGAUUCACACCAAUUAAUCGCUAUCUCCCCAGUCGUCGUCAUCAGGUGCCCUCCUCGCACCCUCUGAGUCAAAGACAUCCUUGGCUCCCUCGUCGUUCUUCUUUGCCCUCUCAAAUACCUCAUCGAGUGCCUCCUGCUCGCGCUCUUCGGCCGUCUUUUCCCUCGAAACCGGUCCUUUGGGCAGCUUCGACUGGCGCAAAGAGGCCGGCGGUGCUUGUGAAACUUAACAGGAGGGGAAGGCAAAAAAAAUCUUCGUCAGCUCAUGCUCUCGCUCUCGCCUGCGUUCUGCCCUGAGGACGAUAGACUGACGUGGAAUCAUGCCAUCCGGCUUGAUGGAGACUCGCGGAUGUAAUCCAGACCCACCGACCCCGCCGUCAUCGCCUCUAAGCCACUCUGUCGUCGAGAGGAG
Messenger RNA from Acaromyces ingoldii, 1470 nucleotides. RefSeq lists its product as hypothetical. The record is from RefSeq and is a predicted model, not a curated record. The transcript has a single exon. Lineage: Eukaryota; Fungi; Basidiomycota; Exobasidiomycetes; Exobasidiales; Cryptobasidiaceae. Bases 62 to 1000 code for a protein of 312 amino acids.